Messenger RNA from Cladophialophora immunda, 2066 nucleotides. RefSeq lists its product as uncharacterized. NCBI's taxonomy places the organism in Eukaryota, Fungi, Ascomycota, Eurotiomycetes, Chaetothyriales, Herpotrichiellaceae. The coding region runs from base 147 to 1916 and encodes 589 amino acids. The transcript is spliced from 3 exons. The record is from RefSeq and is a predicted model, not a curated record.
UUACAUUCGGUUUCAUAUGAUGACGGGCGACGACAAAGUCAUUGCUGGGUGCUUCCAACGACGGUCGAUCUGGACGAACAAACCUUCACUGUGAUCCUGGGCUGUGUUUGACAUUGCGCCUCCAUCCAAUCAUCCCCUCCUAGCAGAUGAGUCCUCCUCAGAGGUACUCGUUCGUCAAUGCGCGUCCCCAGACCAAGGCUGAGAAGCGGCAGACCCGGACUGCGAUCCGCUCACACAUCGGAAGAUGGACGCAGGAGAAUCAGCAGAAGGUCGAGAGUACUAACAAGAGUGCUGCGAGUGCGGGUGCAAGUUCAAAAAGCUCACCGGAAUUAUCGCGGACAGAUUCGCUCUCCCCGGUUGAGUCGGCUCAGUCACAAUCGCAGCGUCGUUCGCGGGUAAAAGUGGCAAGGCCUGGUGAUACCGACAGUUCAAGCAGCGCAAGUAAUUUCGAUCAAGAAAGCACGAGCGACGAUGUCGAAGAUGACGCUGGACUUAUCGUCACCGCCCCAUCCCGCCUCCGCCAAGGGCUCUCUCCCGCCUCGGCCGGCGCUUCUCGUCCCUUUAUUCACGUAUUGGGAUCCGGAGUGUUGGAUCCCUUUCAGACCUAUCCCUCAACCUUCCCUUCGUCGUUGAUAUCGCAAUGUCAUGAAUACUCAUUGCAGGUUGUUUGGCCCGGGUUGACGCCCCGGCCUCUAAGCGGCUCAGAAUCAGCUGCCAUCCAAGGCUGGUUUCCGAUGGCGCUCAACGAUACCAUUGCGCUGCACUCGCUCUUGUUCGGGGCACUCAGCCACAAGAGACUGAACCUCUUAAAAGGCUCUGCCCAGCCGGAUGACCCAGCCGUUGUCCAACUGGAAAUGGAUAUGCGGCGGUGCGAGGCUGAGUCCAUCUCCCUGAUUAACAAAGCCCUGCGCGACCCCAACAAUGCUAUAACAGAUGCAGUGAUAGUUUCUGUCCUCGCGCUGGCGACAAACGCCUGGGACUUGACCCUUCAGCGCUUCCAAACCCAACCUGCAACUCAGCCGAUAUUUGAUCCUUUAUUGAAAAGCCUUCAGUGGCUGGACGUCUAUGGACUCCUCAGCGCCCAUCCUAUCCAUGCGGCUGGCCUCGUUCAGUUGAUCGCACUGAGGGGUGGCUUAAAAAAUAUCCAGACCAAUGGUCUGGCCGCCAUCAUAUCCUACUCGGGAGUUAUUCAGGCGAGCAGGACAUUAACUCAACCCGUUUUUCCUUUUGUGCCGUUGACAGACGACGGUGAUCGAACCGCCACGCUCUGGGGGAUGCUGGGCACAUGCCCAAAUGAGCUUCGGGACGAGUUUACCUAUAGUAGUCUGUUUGAUCUGGGUCUCACGGCUGGGCUUGCCGUGGCGUGGGUUGCAAUGCAGCGGUACGAACACGGCGUUGAAAUGUUCGUCGACGGUGCACUUCCGGACCUGGACCUGGCGCGUUUGUGCGACCGGCGCAACCUCAUCCAACACACUCUACUGUCUCUUCCCUCGCACACAGACUUACCAUCAGCGGAUCGACCCCGACCCAUCUACGAACCGACCCGCCUUGCCCUCCUGAUAUACUCCCUCACGGUGAUCUUCCCCCUCCCACCGCAGACCGCCCCAAUCACCGUCUUAGCUCGACAGCUCAAAUCCGCACUCCGAGAGUCCGACAUGCGCUCUGGCUGGUCAUCAUCCCACCAAGCCCAGCGUCUUCUGAUGUGGAUUCUAGUCAUCGGUGGUGCCGCAGCCCGAGACGUAGCGGAAGAGCGGCUAUGGUUCAUUGCUGCGCUGGGAAGGCUGUCUGCGCAACUCGGGAUCAAGAAGUUUGAAGAUCUGAAGAAAAACGUUUUGAAGCGCAUCUUGUGGCUGGACCGGGCAUGCGACGCCGCAGGGAAAACCCUGUGGGCGGAGAUUUUGGACCUUGGUGGUUGAUGGGCAGCGAGAAGGAGGAAGAAGCCACAGAAUUCGUGAUAAGAGGACUCCUCGUCCAGAUAUCCUCCGGUCCUUGGAGCCUUGCCCAAUAAUCUUCUGGGAUCCAACGAUGAAUGAAGUUAGAAUAAGCUGUUGCAUUGCCCAUGGGCG